AGCGCAUCUAUUAUACUGCCUUGCCGAGGAUAAAAAGAAGAGCAACUGGAGGGACUGUAAGGCAAACGUUGCUGGAGCUGCCGGGGCAAAUUUGCUCUAGGUUGUAUGGUUGCACCCUGGAAAUGGGAUGUCAGUCCCAUGCAGGGAGCAUAAAGGAAGAAAGAAAAUCUCCCCGUUGCUGCCGCAGUGACAGCGAGUGAGAGCCCGAGCAGGAAGAUGUCGGCAGUCGCCUCAGCCAUCCAGGCUCCUCAGGGCCCCGUCAAUCCCCCGCCUCCAGAGGUGACAAAUCCCAACAAACCUGGCAGGAAAACCAACCAGCUGCAAUAUAUGCAAAAUGUUGUGGUGAAGACCUUGUGGAAGCAUCAGUUUGCUUGGCCUUUCUACCAGCCUGUUGAUGCAAUUAAACUCAAUUUGCCGGAUUAUCACAAAAUAAUAAAAAACCCCAUGGACAUGGGGACGAUCAAGAAGCGCCUGGAACACAACUAUUACUGGAGUGCCAGUGAAUGUAUGCAGGAUUUCAACACCAUGUUUACAAACUGUUACAUUUAUAACAAGCCCACAGAUGACAUUGUCCUCAUGGCCCAAGCCCUGGAGAAGAUAUUUCUGCAGAAGGUUGCCCAGAUGCCUCAGGAGGAGGUGGAGUUGCUACCCCCAGUUCCCAAAGGCAAAGGUCGCAAGCCCUCAGCGGGCACACAGAGCACAGGAGCGCAGCAAGCCGUGGCCGUGUCUUCCGUGUCCCCGCCGGCGCCGUUCCAGAGCGUCCCUCCAGCCGUGUCUCAGACGCCCGUCAUCGCUGCCACCCCCGUGCCAACCAUCACCGCCAAUGUCCCGCCUGUCGCCGCCCCUGCCGCCGCCGCCCCGCCCCCGCCCGCCGCUCCGAUCAUGCCCGUGGUGCCUCCCACGCCCCCGGUCGUCAAGAAAAAGGGAGUGAAGAGGAAAGCAGACACCACCACGCCCACCACAUCUGCCAUCACUGCCAGCAGGAGCGAGUCCCCCACGCCGCUGUCGGACCCCAAACAGGCCAAAAUCAUCGCGCGCAGGGAGAGCGGCGGCCGCCCCAUCAAACCACCAAAGAAGGACCUGGAGGAUGGAGAGGUCCCUCAGCACGCAGGGAAGAAGGGCAAACUCUCUGAGCACCUCAAGUACUGUGACAGCAUCCUCAAGGAGAUGCUCUCCAAGAAGCAUGCAGCCUAUGCAUGGCCCUUUUACAAGCCCGUGGAUGCAGAGGCUUUGGAAUUACAUGACUAUCACGAUAUAAUCAAACACCCCAUGGAUCUCAGUACUGUGAAAAAAAAGAUGGACAGUCGGGAAUACCAGGAUGCACAAGGUUUCGCAGCAGAUAUUCGGUUAAUGUUCUCUAAUUGUUACAAGUACAAUCCUCCAGACCACGAGGUGGUGGCCAUGGCCAGGAAGCUCCAGGAUGUCUUUGAGAUGAGGUUUGCAAAAAUGCCCGAUGAGCCUGCAGAGGCCCCCCCUCCACCUCCCCCAACAGCCCCAGUGGUGAGCAAAAGCACAGAGAGCAGCCACAGCAGCGAGGAGAGCUCCUCAGACUCCGACAGCUCCGACUCCGAGGAGGAGCGAGCAACUCGGCUGGCCGAGCUCCAGGAGCAGCUGAAAGCCGUCCAUGAGCAGCUGGCUGCACUGUCCCAAGCGCCAGUGAACAAACCAAAGAAAAAAAAAGAGAAGAAGGAGAAAGAGAAGAAAAAGAAAGAUAAAGAGAAGGAAAAAGAAAAGCACAAAGUCAAAGCUGAGGAGGAGAAGAAACCCAAGGUGGCUCAACCACCAAAACAAGCCCAACAGAAGAAAGCCCCAGCUAAGAAAGCGAACAGCACAACCACAGCUAACAGGCAGCCCAAGAAAGGAGGCAAACAGGCAUCUGCAACCUACGACUCGGAUGAGGAAGAGGAAGGGCUGCCCAUGACCUACGACGAGAAGCGACAGCUCAGCCUGGACAUCAACCGCCUGCCCGGGGAGAAGCUGGGCAGGGUGGUUCACAUCAUCCAGUCCAGAGAACCCUCCCUCAGAGACUCCAAUCCCGACGAGAUUGAAAUAGAUUUUGAAACCUUGAAGCCCACAACGUUACGAGAACUGGAGAGAUACGUGAAAUCUUGUUUACAGAAAAAACAAAGGAAACCAUUUUCUGCCAGUGGCAAAAAGCAAGCAGCAAAGUCAAAAGAAGAGUUAGCUCAGGAAAAGAAGAAAGAACUAGAAAAACGGUUACAGGACGUCAGUGGGCAGCUAAACAACAACAAGAAGCCUGCAAAGAAAGAGAAAUCCGGCUCCGCUCCCUCCGGAGGCCCCUCCCGGCUCAGCAGCAGCUCCUCCUCCGAGUCCGGGAGCAGCAGCUCCAGCGGCUCCAGCUCGGACAGCAGCGACUCGGAAUGAGCAGGGACACACGGACACACCCCCAAACGGACACCCCUGCUCUGCAGCGUCCCCUCCCCUCCUUACCCCUGCUCUCGGGCCACGGUGGUCAGGUUUUAUCCCCUCUCUCUUUUCUCUGACUUGUUUUUUAUUUUAUUUUUUAACUCAGUGUUACAAAAGGUAUUUUCCUUUUUUUUUUUGGGGGGGGGCUCUCUUUUAAUAGGUCAAAGAUCUUUGAGUGUGUGUGUGUGACUAGACUUUAUGACAAAUAGGUCCCUUUGCAUAAAGUCUCUAAAAUUUACAUUUAUCUGGAGAAAAUUGGUCGAAAAUGGAAGAACUUUGAGCUCUUAGCAGGAGAUAAAUAGAAAAUUCUGCAAGGUUUGUAGUACAUUUCCCUCCCAGCCCUUCCCUCUCCCCAGAAUAUUCUCUUUUAAUAAGCCUGCCUGGCUCACACAAGGUAAAAACCAUCUUUUUUUAAAGAAAUCUCUGUAAAAUGGUACUGUAUCUGAAAGAUGUUAGCUUUUGAACUAGUUGGUGUAUUUGUUAUUAGCACUAGUAUUCUUAAUCUCCAAGUCUACAGUGUGAUGAAAAUGUCAGAUGCUAUCAUCUUUUUUACAUAAAAACAACAAAAAAAAAUCCAAAAAAAUUCUCAUGUACUGUGGAUUGCUAACAUGCUUUUUUUUUUAAAUCUUGCUAGAGGCAUAGGCACCUGUUCAGGAAGGUCUUGAAGCAUGAAUUUAACUUUUAAGCACACAAGCAAUAGAAAUUGGUUGCAUUUCUUGGUUUUCCACUCAAAAGCUUCACUUUUCCUGGGGAUUCAUUGGGAAGAAGGGAGCAAGGGACACACUCAAGUUUCUUGGGAAUGUUAUUUUUACCAUUAAACAGAUCAUUUCCAGGAAAUGGGGCGCUCUCUAUGAAAGUUUCCAUGGAAUUGUCAGGAGGUUUUUUUGGCUGGGAGUUGUCAGCUGGAGCCUGGAGUGAUCCCUGCAGUGCCCAGCACGAGUCAUGUGCCCAUUGCUGGGCACAUCUUGGGCAUUUUCUCCAUGACAAACACCUCAGGCUGGGCUUAAAAUAAAGCAGCACUUGAGCUCCAGCUGAGCCUGAGCUGGCAGGGGAAGUGGAGAGGGAUUAUUUUGUGUGUGUUUGGGCUUUUUGCUUUUGAGUUUGCUUUGCUUUUCUCCCUUCUCCUCAUAGGAGUGAGCUCCUAGAAAAGGGAAUGCUCCUCCUGUGUCAGGCAGGGUUCAAGUUCCAGGCACUGAAAUGUUUUACCUCAAUGAAAAGAAGAAAGAGGGGAGGGAGGAGAAAAAAAAAAAAAAAAAAGCUAAUUUUUUUAAAGCUUGCUAUUUUUUUAAAGCUUGCUAAUUUUUUUUUAAAGCUUGCUAAUUUUUUUCAGCCCAGCCUAAUGUUUUGAUCCGCACUGCUGCAAAUACACCCUGGUUUCAGUGUCCCUAAUUUCAUGUAUAUACCAUGAUUUUAUUUAUUAAACACUAUUGGUCGUUUAAAAUAUCAUAAAAUCUAACAAAAGCAAAGCUGAGGUUUUGCAGACCAGCAGACAGGAAGACUUUUAAUGAGGUUUGAACCAGAUUAAAACAAACAAACAACAAAGCAAAUAAAAAUCCACAAUUUUAUUUAUAUACCUUGGACUUUCUACCUACAGGUGCUACAGUCCAGUCUCUCGUGUGUCUGGUGCUCUGUCAUGUUUGGUGUGUUAAUUUUUAGAUUUUUUUCCUCUUCUUCUCACCCCAGCUCCCUUUUUUCCUGUUUUGUACAGAUUUUGGAGACAUACACAUCAAUACAAUUUUAUUUUCUCAGUGGUCUUUUUUCCUCCCCUCUUUUUUUUGUUUUGGUAGAACAAUGGGGGUUUUAUCCUUUUCUAAUCCAAUUUUAGGGAAAUGCCAAUUCUAUAAUUACAUCCAAUUUGUAAUCUGAGGGGCAGAAGUUUUAUUGUAAAUUCUUUUUAUUGUAAAGAAAAAAAAAUACACAGAAUUUAACAGAAAAUUCUGCCUUUCCAUCUCCAGCACCAGCCCCUAAAACUGCCUCUCCCCUGUGGGGUAGCCCAAAAAUUCACCUUCUGUGCUCUCCCAGUGGUGGAGAUUACUCCAGAUUUUAUUUUCCCUGCAGGUGAGUGGUCCUGGAGGGCCCCUCAAGGCCAGCCCAGAUUUCCUUUCACAGCAAUGGAAAGAAAAAUGUUCUGAUUUUUACUGAAAUCCAUGAUUUUUCUUUUCCAUUAACAAUGGAGUUCUGCUUUUUAUUUUCAUGAUUUUUCUUUUCCAUUAACAAUGGAGUUCAGUUCUGAUUUUAUUUUAUUUUUUUUUAAGUUCUGCCCUUACAAAACCUUCCCCCAGCCAGAUCCCUGGUAAUAUAUUUUAAGAAUUUACUAUGAGGAAAUGUAAUAUUCACCUAAUUAAGAGCUUGGGUUUCUUUUCAAUGGGGUUGGGUUUCACCUGUGUUUCUCCUGUUGCCUGCAACUUGAAUGAUCAAAACCAAGGAAUAUUUUAAGGAAUAAUUGCAACCAAUUCACUGCCAUGGCUUUUGGAUAAACAAACUCCCAAUUUUCCCUUCCUGGGACCUUUUCCUGCCUGCUUGACCCUGAGCUGUGGUGGGGAGGACAAACUGGAGGCAACACAGAAAAUCCUGGGAAUUUCAGCUCUGGAAUCUCACCAGGAACAACCCCUGGGACACACAGACAUCCCUCAGGAGGCUGCCCCACCAGAAUUCCUUGGAAAAGCUGGAGCCUGAGGGUUGAGAACCAGGUGUGAGGUGAUGGGAGAAG
This is a messenger RNA of Melozone crissalis (California towhee), 5137 nucleotides long. It is a transcript of the gene BRD3, whose product is annotated as bromodomain containing 3. Gene Ontology annotation, biological process: regulation of DNA-templated transcription; chromatin remodeling. The transcript has 12 exons. Gene Ontology annotation, cellular component: nucleus; chromatin. The record is from RefSeq and is a predicted model, not a curated record. Lineage: Eukaryota; Metazoa; Chordata; Aves; Passeriformes; Passerellidae. The coding region runs from base 217 to 2385 and encodes 722 amino acids.